Molecule: messenger RNA, 705 nt
Organism: Aspergillus niger
Lineage: Eukaryota; Fungi; Ascomycota; Eurotiomycetes; Eurotiales; Aspergillaceae
Exons: 3
Coding region: 1-705 (234 amino acids)
Source: RefSeq, a predicted model, not a curated record
AUGUCGGCGCAACUGGCAAAUCUAGUGGGCAAGAAGAUUCUCGCAGAAUCCGCCCGAAAUCAUUUCGGACAAGAGGUAAAGCCCAUUCCAUUUUCUGAACCAUCCUACUCUAGCGAACUAUGGGCUAAGACUCUUGUGUGGAAUCCGAUUCGGAUGGGGGAGUGUGAUAGGUCUAUUCCCAUUACUCAUGCAAGGAUUCAAAAUAGUAUUGGCGAUGGAGCAGAUGCUGCAUUGGCUUUAAUGGUGGUGCACACCUGUGACAAAAUCGACGGGGGCCUCCCAUCGCGGCUGCGAAUGAUGAUGCUCAUGAAUAUCGUGAUUGAUUUCUUCAUCGGCCUGGUUCCUUUCAUAGGUGAUGUUGCCGAUGCCGUGUACAAGUGCAACACGCGGAACGCCGUGCUCCUGGAAAAGCAUCUGCGGGAAAAGGGGGCCAAGGCGCUUUCCAAACAAGAGCGGAGGCAGAAUACAGCGGAUAUGAGCUUGCCGGACGAGUUCGACCGCUAUGACGACGAUACCUCGGGUGAGCCAUCUAGUCAUAAAGGCCAACCACACAGUAGGAACACUGAUGGUCCAGCGAAGCCUCAAGCAGCACGGCAUCCCAAGAAAAGCCGUUCAAAAGGCAGAUGGUUCGGAGGAAGAGCCCAACCGGAGGAUGACCUUGAGAGUGGAGUGAUCGAUAACUCCCGGCCCUCUCGGCGGCCAUGA